Molecule: messenger RNA, 753 nt
Organism: Lolium perenne
Lineage: Eukaryota; Viridiplantae; Streptophyta; Magnoliopsida; Poales; Poaceae
Source: RefSeq, a predicted model, not a curated record
AUGGCCGCUCCGCUGCCGGUGCUCACCCUGGCGGUGGAGAAGGGCCCGCGUGCCGGAGAGACCCGGCAGUGCCGCGCGGGCGCCGCUCUCCGCGUCGGCCGUGUCAUCUCCGGCAACGACCUCGCUGUGCGCGACGUGGGCGCGCCGCAUCGCCACCUCGCCGUCGAGUUCCUCCCGCCGCCCGCCGCCCGGUGGGCCGUCUCCGACCUCGGCUCCUCCAACUGCACCUUCCUCAACGGCACCCGCCACGCGCCCUCCGUCCCGGCCCCGCUCUCCGACGGGGACCUAAUCGUCCUCGGCGAGUCCACCAAGCUCGCCGUGUCCAUCGCGCCCGAUUCGGAGGCGAAGCCCGCCCCUAGGCGCUCCUCGCGUCGCGCGGCGCCGACGGCGAAGGUGGUGGAGGAGGAACCGACCCCCGCAGUCAUCCGCCGGAGCACGCGGAAGAAGGCGGGGGUCGCGGCGGAGCCCUCCGAAGCUAAGAAGGAAGGGCUGGACGCAGCGGCAGUGGUGGUGGUGGAGGAAGAGAAACCCCGGAUGGUUACUCGCCAUAGCAGACGGAAUAAGGCGGCUGCACCCGAGGCCCUGGAAGCGGGUAAGGAGGAGAUCGAGGAGGCCGCUGUUGAGACACGCCGCGGUAGGAAGAAGAAGGUUGUGGAGCCCCCUCGCUCCCGUAUAAGAAAUCCCACCAGCUUAUAUCCCUAUGUUUUCUGGAUUGUAACAAGCCAUUACCAGCAACAUCAUUCUAUGAUCUAA